Molecule: messenger RNA, 2867 nt
Organism: Scylla paramamosain (green mud crab)
Lineage: Eukaryota; Metazoa; Arthropoda; Malacostraca; Decapoda; Portunidae
Gene: Fam92
Product: CBY1-interacting BAR domain-containing protein 1-like
Exons: 9
Coding region: 243-1154 (303 amino acids)
Biological process (GO): cilium assembly
Cellular component (GO): ciliary basal body; ciliary transition zone
Source: RefSeq, a predicted model, not a curated record
UUCAAAGGUGCUUUCAUGAUACUAUUAGCGAAAACACCUGAAAACCAGUAACUAAUCAUCGUGGACUGAAAACUCCAGACGAAUAAAUAAAGAAAGAAAGAAAGAGUUUCUGAAGACGUGUAUCUGUCUGUGGGUCGAAAGCAAGGAUUUUGUAAAAAUAUAAGUUCCUUGACUUGAAGUGUCAUCCCAUUACACUGCAAAACCUCUACCACAGCAAGUCAAGUUCUGUGCAAGUUUUAAACAUGUUCGGCUCGUCCAACAGUCUUAACAAAGUACAUUCAGGGCAGAUGAAGUUUAUCCAAGAGAGAGUGGCAGGGGUGGAGAAGCAUUUUGGCCAGAUCUGCCGAGCCCUGGCUGCCUAUGCCAAGAGGGAGGCAAAGUUGCGUGACAAAGGUGACGAGGUGUCCAAGGCCCUGCAAGAGUAUGGAGAGGUGGAGAGUCUUAACAAGAGUCUCAGGGCAGCCCUUUGUGAGACUGCUGACUCUCUCACUGCCAUCCAGGACUACAGGGACGUCAAGGUGGAACGGCUCGAUGCGAGGGUUGUGGAGGAGAUUGCUGCUUAUGGAGGGAUUUGCCGGACUGCCAAGGAUGAGCUGAAGCGCAGCUUUGACAGUCGGCAACGUGAGAUUGCCCACCGCCACAGUCUGGAGAAGACUAAGAGUCGCCACCCACAGAACAGGCAACAAAUUAUCAUUGCAGAAACCAAGCUGCAGAAGUCCACAACAGAGGCCCAGCGUGCCUGCAAGAACCUUGAGGAUCAGAUGGACCAGUUUGAACAAAAGAAAGUCUCAGAUUUAAAGAAGAUUUUAAAAGAAUUUAUUCAGAUCGAGUUAGCCUUCCAUGCCAAGGCACUGGAACUGUACACCCGUGCCUACAAUCAAGUGUCCAGCAUUGAGGAGGAGGAGGACCUGGAGGCAUUUCGAAACGCAAGGGAUGUCUUUGAUGCGGAAUUCCGCAAUGCUCUGAAGGGCAAUGUUGCAGGUCGGGCCGAGGCUGUGGGAGUGGGUGAAGGCUCCUCUCUCUCCCCCGUCAUCCUUAACUCUCGCCACAGCAGACACACUCGCAAAAAGCGUGACCUGAAGAAGUCCAUGGAGAAGCUGCAGGUUGAGGACUAUGAGGAAAUCCAUCAGAGUUCAUCAAGUGAAGAGGACUGACCUGCUCAUGUGUGUCUGAGUAUGUGGUGGUCAACUUGCCUUACAUUCAUCCAUCUAUCUGUCUAUCCCACACAGGGGAGCCCAAACAAAGCACCACACACUCAUACACACAUUAUUAUGAUUAACACUCUUAGCUCUGCCAGAUGUUGGUGGAAAGGGAUAGUGUUGUGAACCACUAUACUACAUCCCAGGAGCUUAGGAAUAGCACAUCUGGUCACAUACCUCCACAGCAAGGCCUGAUAGCAUAAUAAGACUGUUAGCUGUCAUGCACCUACUCCAAUCCUGAGACCGCAAAAGAUGCAGGGUACUUAAUACUUUAAAUACUGGUACUAAUCAUAUAAGUCAUCGUUAGCAUUAAUAUAUUUUUUUUGUUGAAUGUCAUUUCCUCUACAGGGUCAGAUAGUGUGUAUCAGAUAUUGUGUGGUAUCCCAAAUGUUUCCUCACCAUAGGUAGUGUUGUCAUGAUGAUAUAAAGAUCUUGGCCUGUGUUCUCUGCCCCAGGCCACCAACUGAAGUUGACUUACUGUUCUGUAGAAACCAUGAAUCACAGCAAAGUGCACUUCACUUGUAAUAAAUAAGGUUAAACUAUACUCACAUUAUUAGUCAGUAUCAUAAUCAUUGUCAUCACUGUAUCAUUAUUAUAAUCAGUUAAUUGUAGGAAAAGUCACUUAUGAAUAAGUUACUUGUGAGAAUUGCUUUUAUAAAUAACUUGCUUGACCUGCUUUCAAGACAGCCAUAUCAUGAAUUCUAAUUUGUUUGAGGAAAAAAAAUACAUAAAUGAAAAUAACUGAAUAUAAAAUUAUUUUUAUUGGAAAUCAAGUCAAAGCUGACACCAAUUUCUUAGAGAUGAAUAUGAUAUCUGAAGCAGACAUGUAUGACUAAUGUUAUAGUACAGGAUGCAGGAUGUGUCUGUUGCUCUUCAGCUGGUGAGACCUGUGGAGGCAAAAUAGAUUAUUAAACAACAUAAAUAAUCAGUAUUACAAAACUGUUGAGAUAAGAAAGCUGCUAAGACUAUUUCAGAUGCACAAUGUUUUCCUGCAGCAGUAAGUUUUGCUCUAACAUCCCCACCACCUGGUUUCCUUCCCAGCUGCUGAUGGGCCUCAUCCAUCCUUGUAUGGAGUAUUGCUGUUAUAUUAUGAGGGGAGAUUCAACUAAUACUGUACUUUUUUGCAGAGUAGAAUGAAAAGGUUUCCACAGCACCAACUCCUCUCCCUUAAGUGACUGUAUUCAAUUUCUAAUACAAAAAAGAAGCAACUUAGCAUACACUCACCCAAGUAAUCAUCCAUGAGUGUUCCAAUGGCAAACUGAAAAACAAAUAAUGAUGAUUAUCAUCCAAACUCAGUGAAGGAAGGCCUAGAUUCUGUCAUAUCAACUUAUCAAAUAAAGCUGAGUCCUUUGUAGGAAAGUGACUCUUUACCAGAACUCAUAAAUAGUUUGGGAAAAGAGGAAUGCUUUCAGGAAGACCAACAAACAGUAACAUUAAACUAUUGUGGCUACAUUGACACAAACAUGUGGUCUUUCAUUGGACUUACUAUAUCAGUUGCAUCCACUCUGGUGCCAACAAUUUUCACUCUUAUUUCAUCAUCCUGUUGAAUAACAACUUCCUGGAAGAAAAAUAAUUAUUCUUAUUUAGGUACAUACCUAUCUUAAUAUAAGAUAGUGUGUUGUUCUUAAUUUUUCACACAUGUACAAAUCAAAUAAAAAGGGAAGAAUU